AUGGGGAGCACCAGUGCUGUUGGUGAAGAAAAAGGAUGGAAGCAUGAGGUUGUGUAUGGAUUACCUGCAGUUGAACAAGGUAACGGUCAAGAACAAAUCAAAGUAAAGGAUGCAAAUGUACCCAAAACGGCGUUCAGGACGCGGUAUGGUCACUAUGAGUAUUUGGUGAUGCCAUUUGGGGUGACCAAUGCGCCUGCGGUGUUUAUGGACUACAUGAACAGAAUCUUCCACAAGUUUUUGGAUAAGUUUGUGGAAGAAUAUGUCGAGCACUUGAGGACUGUUCUACAAAUUCUGAGGGAGAGACAACUGUAUGCGAAAUUCUCUAAGUGUGAGUUCUGGUUGUCAGAGAUCCAAUUUUUGGGACAUGUAUUGUUGAAGGAAGGAAUCAUGGUAGACCUUGUAAAAGUGAAAGCAGUGGCUGAAUGGCCGAGGCCGACGAAUGUGACAGAGGUACGCAGUUUCCUCGGAUUGGCGGGCUAUUAUAGGAAAUUCAUUGAGGGAUUCUCUAAGAUAGCGUUGCCCUUAACGAAGCUGAACUACAAGGGAAAGGAGUUCAAGUGGACCAAGGGGUGUAAAGCUAUUUUCUUGGAGCUGAAGAUAAGGCUGACUUCGACGCCGGUGUUAGUGCUGCCCAACCUGGAGCGGAAAUUUGAUGUGUAUUGUGAUGCGUCCGGGCAUGGACUUAGGUGUGUUUAG
Abrus precatorius (Indian licorice) is the source of this 696-nucleotide messenger RNA. RefSeq lists its product as uncharacterized. Bases 1 to 696 code for a protein of 231 amino acids. The record is from RefSeq and is a predicted model, not a curated record. The transcript has 3 exons. NCBI's taxonomy places the organism in Eukaryota, Viridiplantae, Streptophyta, Magnoliopsida, Fabales, Fabaceae.